This is a messenger RNA of Cyprinodon variegatus (sheepshead minnow), 4335 nucleotides long. RefSeq names its product dystrobrevin beta-like (gene dtnba). Lineage: Eukaryota; Metazoa; Chordata; Actinopteri; Cyprinodontiformes; Cyprinodontidae. Gene Ontology annotation, cellular component: plasma membrane; synapse. The record is from RefSeq and is a predicted model, not a curated record. The transcript is spliced from 22 exons. Gene Ontology annotation, biological process: synaptic signaling. The coding region runs from base 283 to 2142 and encodes 619 amino acids. Gene Ontology annotation, molecular function: zinc ion binding.
UUCAAAAAUAGUUCACUUCAUCGCAGCAGCAACCGGUGCAGUAGCUGCUGCGGGCGGCUGAGGAGGGUGACAGACAUGGCUCUUUGCGGAAAUAAAUAACGGGACUGGCGAAAGACAACAUCCUAACUCAGACAGAAAAAAAAGCGAAGGGGGGACCGAAGAAACUUGACCGCAAGAAGGUUUCUGGGUUCAUGUAUUUGUACGAUAAUACCUGCCGAAAAUAGUCCCGCUGUCCUUUAUUGAAACCCCCCCAGUCCUACGUGACCUCCUGACUCUGAGAGGAUGGUGAUGGCGGAAGGAGCCCAGAGAGAAAGAGGGAGGGUUCCUGCGAGAGCAGAGGGGAGACAGAUCUUCAUUGAGCUCGGGGAAAAGGACUUUGAUUCUAUUUGUCUGUCCACAUAUCGAACUGCCUGCAAGCUCAGAUUUAUACAGAAGAGAUGCAACUUGCAUUUGAUCGACAUUUACAAUGUGAUCGAGGCGGUUCGGGACGCCGGGCUGAACGCAGUAGAGCUCAACGCAGGUAUCUCAGUUACCCGACUGGAGAACCUGGUUUCCUCCCUGUUCAACCAGCUCAGCAAACGCCUUCCCACCACACACAUCAUCAACCCGCAAGAGUGCACCGUCCUCCUGGUCGAAUUUAUUCUGGCCGCCGUUGAUUGUGAUCCAGAAAGCCGUCUGACGGUUCUCUCUGUGAAGGCGAUGCUCUCUAUACUUUGCGGAGGGAAGCUGAUAGAUAAACUGCGCUAUGUGUUUUCUCAGGUGUCUGACUCCAAGGGGGUCUUAGUUCUGUCUAAGUUUGACAGUUUUUUAAGAGAGGCUCUUCAGUUGCCCACUGCUCUACAUGAAGGACCAUCGUUUGGAUACACCCACACUGUGGCACGCUCCUGUUUCCCACAACAGAAACGUGUGAUGCUCAACAUGUUCUUAGACAUUGUAGCUGAGCCUCCCGAAUGUCUCGUCUGGCUUCCUCUGAUGCACCGCAUGGCCAAUGUGGAGCACGUCUAUCAUCCAGUUUCCUGCUCCUACUGCCGCAGUAAUGGGAUCACUGGUUUCCGCUAUCGCUGCCUCCGCUGCCGGGGUUAUCAGCUCUGCCAGAACUGCUUCUGGCGUGGGAACACCAGCGGCUCCCACAGCAACCAGCACCAAAUGAAGGAGCACUCCUCCUGGAAGUCACCAGCGAAGAAGCUUGGUCGAGCCCUUAGCAGGACUCUUGGCUGUGUAUCUUCAAGGGAACCGCCUCACCCGAUUUACCCCGAGGAGCCUGAGCGGACGCUUAACCUCACCAACAUAGUCCCCUCCAGACCAAUUGGGAACACCAACGAGGCCAUGUUGCUGUCUUCGUCGGUGCCAGAGUCCUCAAAGAGUUUGGCAGCAGCUCAGAGAAUGAAUGAAGAGCAUGCCCUGAUUGCAGCGUAUGUCAAUCGACUGCAGAGCGGCCCCUGUGGAGUAGACAGCCCCAGCAGGCAAGAUGAGGAGCACAAACUGAUCGCUCGCUACACAUCACGACUGGCAGAGACGGAGAGCACAGGAAUGAUUCCAACAAGGAGCAUCAACUUCGAUGUUAACAAACAGAAGAGGGAGCUCAUUGCUCAGCUGGAGUGUAAAAACAGAGAGAUCUUGGCAGAAAUCAAGCGUCUCCGUGCAGAGCAUGACGCAGCGUGUCAGCCGAGCCCAGAGAGGGGCAGCACCAACCCAGCUCUGCUGGCUGAGCUUCGGGUGCUCAGACAGAGGAAAGAUGAACUGGAGAAGAGGAUGUCUUCCUUGCAAGAGAGCAGGAGGGAGCUGAUGGUACAGCUGGAGGGGCUGAUGAAGCUGCUCAAGGAUGAGGAACAGCGACAGGCAGCUCAGGCAGCCGGUUCUUCUCACGCCUCCCCGUCCCGACCGAGCCCGUCACCCGUUCGCUCAGUAAGCGCCGCGUCUCCUCAGGCCCACAUGUACCUUCCUCAAGACUCCCUGGCUGGGGUGGGCGGCGAUGUGCAGGAAGCUUUUGCUCAAGGUCCGAGGAGAAACCUGCGGAACGACCUUCUGGUUGCAGCAGACUCCAUCACCAACACCGUGUCCUCGCUGGUCAGAGAGCUCCACUCUGAUGAAGGUCGAGAGGAAGAGGAGAGGUUGCUGAAUGGGAAGGACAGAGCAGGUUAAAGUGCUGAGGAAAUAUAGGAGGAAAUAAACAUACUCGUGAUUCAUCGAGGCCAAAGAUGACUGACCGCACCAGGGCUGAGAUGGGCAACAGUCAUUGGUUUUAGUCUUCUAUGCCCAUCAACCAAUUAGGAUGCUGGACGCCAAACGACCGCAGCCGGUCUCUACUGAUGUAUAGUUGUGAUCAUGCGUGUGUCUUGUCGCAGUGUUCCCUGUUUUUGUUGUUUUUGAUCUGAUCUUGCAUAAUCAAAUGAGGAAUCUGAAAACCUACUGACAUGUACUGUAGCAUGCGUGUGUCGGAAUGUGUGCUGAUGCAUCGUUUAGGUGGAGGAGGGUCGAGGAAGUGGGAGGGACUUGGAAAGGAGGAUGCUUGGAGGAUUUUUAGGGACGGGAAGCUUUUGGAAUAGAAAGGAAAUAUUGAAGAAAAUUAGAGAAAGUUAAAAAAGUGAGGACUGAGCUGAUAAAUUUUAGGUUUGAGCACUGUGUGCUUAAUAUUUAUUGCUUUGAUUUGUUUUUUUGUCAUGUAAUCUUUCAGUUUGAGUGCUUUAUGUGUUUAUGAGAGUGGUCAGAUCCUGCUGAGACAUUUAAGCUUUAAUUUCCACGGAGCUGCCUCCAUGUAGUGGAGGUGUUAAAGACUUCAGAUAGUGUCUGUAAUCAUAUUGUUUACAAAAACAUGGACACAAAGCUUCCCCUAACUGUACAAAGUGAUGCCACAAUAUGGACAAAAGCCAAAUGUCAUUUUCCAGCUCUGGUUCUAGCACUGUAAAAACAAACUUUAUCAUGGUGAAGUUGACUUUUUGGAUAUAUUUUUGUCUAAAAAAAGACAGCGAUAGAGCCACGGGUGCCUUUAUGGCAGCUCAGAGGGUUCAGGCUUUGUGUAUUCUGGUACUACAGUUGAAGAGGAGCUAUCUGAUUACUGUGGUGUGUGUGUGUGUGUGUGGAUUAUGUGUGCGAGUUUUAUGAACAGUUUCAGUUUUGUAAAAUAGAAAAUAUUUAUCUUGAUCACUUGAAUAAUUACGGUGCUUUUUAAAAGUAUUCACUGCUCUUAAACGGUAAAAAAAUCAGUUUGUCAUUCAAAAUCAUGAAGAGAUAAUAACCUUAAACUUGAUCUGAAUGUUAUGUCUUCCUGAGUUGGUGCUGCACUUCUUUUGCUUUUCACAUAUAGAGACGAAAAUAGUCCUAAAAUCAUCUCCAUCACAUUGGACAGAGAGCCUCUGCAGCAUCGUUUUAAGUUUCGCCACAGACUGACGGAUGGAUUUAAGGUCUGAACCUUGACAUGGAUCUGGUUUGUUCCUAAACAUUCCUCUGAAGAUCUGGCUGUGCUUUAAUGGUCGCUAACCUACAGGAAGGUGAACCUCUGUCCAAGAUGUGCAUCCCCACAUCAUGAUGUUGCCACCUCCAUGUUUUUACUGAGGAAGAUAUGACCUUAUCAAAUUUAAGGUUUAAGAGGGAUGGAUACUUUUUAAAAACGCCGUAAAUAAACUUGGUUUGGAAGCUUGAGGGCAAUGACCCAUUUUUUUGAUCCCAAAUUAAAUCAUACCACCUUAAAAAUUCUGUCUUUUUGCAUCUUUUGCUAUUUUCCUUCUUGAAUUUAUGUUUUCGUGCAGGUCUUUACCAGUUCAAGAGAACGUCAGCUAUACAUGAAAGGAAUCUGAACAAGUCCGAAAUUUUAAGAAAUGCUUUGCUUUGCAUGGAUUGUUCAGGUUUUGAAGUUUUUCCUUAAGUUCACACAGAUACCCUACAGGCAGAAGCAAUGCUGCUGUGGACAAAAUAAAACAAAAUAAAAAAAAUCUUAAGAUGUCACAUUGAUUCACGUUUCUUUUCAUUUAGGUUUUACUGUGUAAACUCGAAACAGGAAGUCCUUCUGAUUAAUAAACUCAGUCUCAGUAGUUAUAUUUGUGCUUGUUAAAGCUGAAGCAAAACGGAAGUUAACAUUUAUUGAACAGACCUUAAAUUAUUUACAAGUUGUUAUUCGUGUGUUUAAAUUUUUUAUAAGGACCUAAAUCACUGAAGCAGCAUUCUGUUAUCCUACACUUCGUGUCUAGGCUGUAAUUAUUCUUUUAGUUUUUAAAAGACACCUGGCUAAGCCAACUUUUUACUUUGCUGUCUUUUUUUUCUUAAUGUAAAAUCUGAUGAGUUUGAGUUUUGAGGUGCUAAAUUCUACAAAGUACAAACCAAAUACGUGUUUUGAGUCAA